Messenger RNA from Penicillium alfredii, 498 nucleotides. RefSeq lists its product as uncharacterized. Lineage: Eukaryota; Fungi; Ascomycota; Eurotiomycetes; Eurotiales; Aspergillaceae. Bases 1 to 498 code for a protein of 165 amino acids. The record is from RefSeq and is a predicted model, not a curated record. The transcript is spliced from 2 exons.
AUGAACCAGGCUGAGAAAGCAAGCCGGUCGAACCUUGCAAGACAGCACCACAUUGGCUUUCGCGGGCCAGUCCAACCCGACGAUUGGCCCGCAACCCACAAAAGACUAUUUUCCGAUGUCCUCGAAUUGGGUCGUCAAAAAUACGGUACCUUUGUGGAAAGUAUCUCGGUAGACUCCAUUCAAAAGCCAUGGAGAAGCGUGACUAAGAGUCGCGCCGACCGUUUAUCUAAACUGGCAGAUAAGGCCUGGAAUGAAGACAAGAACGAACCCUCAUGGAGAGCCAACGUCGAAAACGAUGUCCUACACCGAUUCACUGUCGAGGUUGCUUGCCCCCAAUGUCGCAACCUACUCUGGGGGUCUGAAAUACCCGCCGCGACGGAUGGUAUCGGUGCGCGGGCCGAGAAGCUGGAAUUCCGACGCCAGAAACGAAAACCUUGUCGCUGUCCACCUAUGUGGGGUCAAAGCCAGUUCGCCGCACCCUUUGGCCUAAUCGUUUGA